UUAAUAUUUAUUAUAAUUAUAUAUUUUUAUAUUUUAUUUUAUAUUUAAAUUAUUUAUGAAUUGUAAGCAGAGGGCGUUCGCGACUCAGUGGAAGAGGUGAGAUUGUGGAAGGUUAACUUUAUCAUUUUAAAGUUUUGAAUAUGGGCAAAACUUUUGGAAAUCUGCAUUUUAUUCGCGGCAUCAUCUAUUAUACCAUUUCUCCUUAUGAACAGCGAGCAUUUGCUGGAUUCAUAAAAGAAGGACUGCCGAAUCUGUUGCGAAGAUUUACCAGUCAGAUAUUUGUCAUCGGGCCACCAUUUGCUCUAGCCUAUUUAGUUUACGACUAUGGUGAGAAAUUGCAUGCGCAAUCAGCUAGGAAAAAUCCAGAUGAUUACAAAGACGACAAAUAAAAAUGCUUUGGAUUUGGAUUGCUUAAACUUAGAGACAGGAAAAUGAAAGAGCUGAUUUAUAGAUUGUAAAGUAAAAGUAAUCUUCUGUAUAGUUCUGGAAUUCAUAGAAAUAAAGUAAUUAAUUCCUAAUUUCUUUA
Molecule: messenger RNA, 526 nt
Organism: Centruroides sculpturatus (bark scorpion)
Lineage: Eukaryota; Metazoa; Arthropoda; Arachnida; Scorpiones; Buthidae
Gene: UQCR-Q
Product: cytochrome b-c1 complex subunit 8-like
Exons: 3
Coding region: 141-389 (82 amino acids)
Biological process (GO): mitochondrial electron transport, ubiquinol to cytochrome c
Source: RefSeq, a predicted model, not a curated record